GCUCCCACACCACCCCAGAACCUGGCUCAGCAGAGGCUUCUGAUCAAGGGGGGGAAAGUUGUGAACGAUGAUCUCUCUGUGGAGGCUGAUGUGUAUGUGGAAGAUGGAGUCGUGCAGCAAGUGGGACCAAACCUAAACCCUGAGCCACUGACUGGACUCGUUGUGCUGGAUGCAACCAAUAGGCUGGUGAUCCCUGGGGGCAUCGAUACCCAUACACACAUGCAGUUCCCUUUUAUGGGUAGCAGGUCAAAAGAUGACUUCUACUCAGGAACCAAGGCUGCUGUAGCGGGAGGAACUACUAUGAUCAUUGACUUUGCCAUCCCUCAGAAAGGCUGUUCUCUGAUUGAAGCCUUUGACACAUGGAAAAGCUGGGCAGACCCUAAAGUCUGCUGUGACUAUUCCCUGCAUGUGGCAGUUACGUGGUGGAGCAAUAAGGUGAAGGAAGAAAUGAAAAGUCUUGUUCAAAACAAAGGCGUCAACUCCUUCAAGAUGUUUAUGGCCUAUAAAGAUGUAUAUAUGCUCAAUGAUGAGGAGUUAUAUGAAGCCUUUUGCUGCUGUAAGGAACUUGGAGCUGUUGCUCAAGUCCAUGCAGAGAAUGGGGAGCUAAUUGCACAGGGUGCAAAGAAGAUGCUGGCAAUGGGAAUAACUGGCCCUGAGGGGCAUGCACUGUCUCGUCCUGAAGAAGUGGAAGCUGAAGCUACACAAAGAGCAAUUUCCAUAGCAAAUGCUGUAAGCUGCCCCCUUUUUGUAGUCCACGUAAUGAGUAAAUCUGCAGGAAGGUUGAUAAGUACUGCACGAAGAGAAGGAAAGGUGGUUUAUGGGGAGCCUAUUGCUGCUAGUCUUGGCACCGAUGGCACCAACUACUGGAAUGAAGACUGGGCUCAUGCUGCAGCAUAUGUCAUGGGACCUCCACUGAGACCAGAUCCAUCUACUCCUGAUUUCCUCAUGAACUUACUGGCCAAUGAUGACCUAUCUGUGACAGGGACUGACAAUUGCACCUUUGACACAUGCCAGAAAGCUCAGGGGAAGGAUGACUUCACAAAAAUCCCUAAUGGAGUGAAUGGUGUGGAAGAUAGGAUGUCAGUCAUAUGGGAAAAAGGCGUUCACAGUGGAAAAAUGGAUGAAAACAGAUUUGUAGCUGUUACCAGCACAAAUGCAGCAAAAAUCUUUAACCUUUACCCAAAGAAGGGGAGAAUUGCUGUGGGUUCUGAUGCUGACAUCGUUAUUUGGGAUCCCAAAGCUUCGAGGAAAAUAUCUGCAAAGACACAUCACCAGGCCAACAACUUCAAUAUAUUUGAAGGAAUGGUCUGCCAUGGAGUCCCAGUUGCGACAGUUUCAAGAGGCAAAGUAGUUUAUGAAGGUGGAGCUUUCAAUGUCACAGCAGGAGAAGGAAAAUAUGUUUCCCGUCCACCAUUCCCUCCAUAUGUCUACGAACGAAUCAGGCAGCGGGAACAGGUCUGUCAGCCUGUUCCUGUUAAGAGAGCACCUUACACAGGCAUAGUCUCAGAAACAUGGGUCACACAAAAACAAUAG
Molecule: messenger RNA, 1533 nt
Organism: Nestor notabilis (Kea)
Lineage: Eukaryota; Metazoa; Chordata; Aves; Psittaciformes; Psittacidae
Gene: DPYS
Product: dihydropyrimidinase
Exons: 9
Biological process (GO): pyrimidine nucleobase catabolic process
Cellular component (GO): cytosol; cytoplasm
Molecular function (GO): dihydropyrimidinase activity
Source: RefSeq, a predicted model, not a curated record